AUGAAUCAAGAAAGAAGAAGCAGAAACAGGAGCAGAAGCAGUAGCAGUAGUAGUAGCAGUAGUGGAAGCAAUAGCAGUAGCAGUUGCAGAAGCAGAAACAAUAGCAGUGGCAGAAGUAGUAGUAGUAAUAGCAGUAACAAUAGCAGUAGCAGUAGCAGCAGCAGUAGCAGUAGCAGUAGCAAUAGCAGUAGUAGUAGCAGAAGCAGUAGCAGAAGCAAAAGCAGUAGCAGAAGCAAAAGCAGUAGCAGAAGCAGUGGAAGCAGCAGAAGAAUAAAAAGUAAUAACAACAGUAUCAGUAUUAGUAGCAGAACUAACAAUAGCUGCUUGAAAUCUAGCUCGGAAUGUUAUUGCACUGUGACUUGACAAAGAUUUUGAUGUGAUGCAUCAAAGAUGAAGACAGAAUAUUUACCCUAAAUAAGUCAUGCUUGUGUAGAGGCUUGAAAGCUUUGCAUUUGUUUCCUCGUUGUCAGGCAUUCCAUUUUCCCUACACAAUAGCAAAUAAAUGUAAAAACCGAAUAUAAGAGAAAAAUUUCGUCAGGUUAUGCUUAACGUAACCGUUUGUUGGAUAUUAUCACAAAAUCGUGAUUUAAUUUGGUAGUUUUAAUUUUUAAAAUUUUCUCUCUUAGUAUAUCUUGGGGUUCAUAAAUGAGGGGCUUUGACUCGGGUUAUUAGAAAUGCCGAUCGACAACAGAAACACAGGAAUGUCCUGCCGAGUCUUAGGAGACACUCAGAAAAAACAUAUGUCGUGGGGAACUAUCUAAGGGUUGUGCGUGACAGACCUAUAUCCAAUUCUGCUGCCGGCAAUUUCGAAAAGGUUGUGUUUUGUCAAGGUUUUGGGCGGCUUGAGUGCGCCAGAACUGAUCGAGUAAUAGCAGCAAAGACUGCUUAAACUACGAGCCCUUAUCUUGAAUUUUCAUAUUUUCAUGAUUUUGUAGCUAGGCCCUUUUGGGCUUUUAUCCAAAACACUCUUCUUCUUCGUAUAUUACAUCGUCUAGUUUAAUACGCAGAAAUUAUGGCAAAGAUCACUAUGCACGCGCAACUGAAAUCACGAGAUGUCUAGCGGAAUUCAAGACCCAGAUGUUUUACCGCCAGAAAACAUCUUGGAAGUCAUUUAAAUGUAUUUUGACACAUUAUAAUUACCUUUUUACACUAUAGCGGACUAAAUAAUUCAGUUCGAAAAUACUCUUUUGUAAAUAAACCACGUGCAUUUCAAAAAUUUCAAUACAGUUUCAAUAAUUAGUUUUUAAAAGUUUACAAAAUUUUUUCUCGGGAAAUUUAGUUAAAAUAGUAAUACUAGUUUGACUUGAGAACAAAAACAAUUUUAAAAAAGGAUAGUACUGCUACUUCGAUGUAAAUAUAAGGUGUACAUCGGAGAGACUGGAAGACCUAUGCAAGACAGAAUUAAGGAGCACGAUCGAGACAUUCGACUCGCCCGUACCGAGACCUCCGCCGUUUCAGAGCAUGCCCACAACACCGAACAUAAGCCACUCUAGAACGAAGUAAAGUUUAUUAAUCGUGACCCUUAUUACUACACACGCAAGGUCAAAGAGGUAAUUCAUAUAAGACUUCACCCUAACAACAUCAACAGGGAUAGUGGAAUAGAAAUUCCAGAAGCGUGGAUGCCCACUAUCAAAACAACAGAGGGAGCAAAUCUCUGAGUGUACAGCAAGGAUCGAAAUGCACCGAUCAGAGCUGUUGAAUAACAACUAAUCACAGCAGAGCAUCAUGCUUUAUAAGAUCACACAUGACCAGUCGACCUCAUCGCCUGAAGAAGACUAGCAGUAUGCAGUCGAAACGUUGCGAUCUACAUCACACGUGACUACAUCGUGAGACAAACGAAAAACUUAGCUUUUAUUGUUAUUCACCACGAUGAAUAACCACAACCUUUUCUACAACAUUAUUGUACUUACCUCAAUUGGUAAGAAUGGCGCGUAAACUGAGUAUGCUGCGUAUAGGACGAAGUAAACCAGGCACAUCGAAAAAAGGAGGACUAUGUUACGCGAAGUCCAGGUUUCUUUUUUUGUCUUCGGGGGGGGGGGGUUCACCGGGGCUAUUAGUUAGGAGAGUCUUGGAGCUGCAACUCUUCAUGGUGAAAUCUCUACCAAUAUGCACCGAUAUGCUAUAAACGCGGGCUUACUUGCAAGUAGUAAGUGUGGUCAUCACACGUGUAAGUGGCAGGGUUUAUAGGGCGAUUCUGUCUCCGUGUUUCGGCUGAUAUUUUUCGGAAAAAUUAUUUUGCAACAGCUUGCAUAUAACUUACGAAAUUGUUACAGGCAUGUUAAGACGAAGUCGGAGGGCUUUCUCACCCUUCUGUCUAGAUAUUUGUUUAGCAAACUUCCUUUCGUGAUAAAUUUGGCCAAACUAUGUCUCUACUGACGACCGCAAUUAGCUACCAAGGGCAGACUGAUAAAAAACAUUGUACGAUAUUUCUUCUGAGAGGCAAUAGGGAUGAGCAAAGAGCUUUUUACGUUCUUAUCCAAAGAUGGAAUACCGAUAUGAAGAAGUUAGAGACGUCAUGAGUUUCUAAAAAUAAUGUUUCGAGCCGGUUAGCCCUUCGUCAGAGGAUUUUGGGUAGUGUUUGGCUUAUUUACAUAAGCACGGAGCUACGCUGUUGGUAGUAACAUGGUAACGCGAAGAAAAAAGAAUGAGUUAGUUGAAUCGAAAGUGUUUCUUUAUACUGUGGGAUUAGGGAUGUCCAUUUGAAGGUUUUUUUUUGUUGUUGUUCUAGAGUUUUGCGGCUUUCUGAGCUGUCCAGAUGUAGCGAAAGGCCACAGACUGCCACAUCGUGCCUAAAAUGAUUUGGGAGAUAAAGUGUCUAGCGACUGAUUUGAAUGUGUCUUUUCCAAUCCUUACUACGUCACGAAAGUGUUCUCGGAAUCAGUCGCCAAAUCAUCUUCCUGUUUCACCAAUGUCUAGCUUUGAGAUAAGUGCAAGAUAAGAAAUAGAUAACCUUUGCUUGGAUACAGGAGAAGUGAUCGGUGAUUACUACACCUGCAAAAAUCUAAAUAUCAUUUACUGUUUUAUCUGCUAUUAAAAUGGUAAGUGAUAUAUAUACCCUCCACAUAUACUGCUAUAUGAGGCGUUAAUACCGGCAAAUAUGAAGAACACAAGACCAGUCGGUGUGGGAUUUUAACCCAACUAUAAGGAAAACAGAUAAAGAUUUAGAAAAGUUAUGAACGUAGUAUAUCGGCAUCCAAAGGAAUUUCAGACAUUUGUUGAGGAAGACUUCAACCUGAGCUCUAACGCGAUUAUGGAUGCUAUUACUGUCUCAAAUGAAAUGACCAGGAUAAUAUUGACGCGUUCCACAAGCUUCUGUAUGCGCAUCUGAUCUGAAUAAGAACUGAAUCACCGGCCAGUUCGGUGUUAAAAGACAGUUUAAAAAAAAUAAUGUUCCAAAUAUAUCAUUCUAGCUUAUUUAGGGGUUGGGAAUUUAAGGGAGACAUACAUUUUCAUCACAAGUUUACCCGACUCUAUUAUGGUAAAAGAUUGUAUAAAGAUCAAACUGCUAGGAGAAAGUAGUUCUUCGAGAUUACAAAUUAAAGCUCUUGUUUAGAUUCCGUGGUAACUGGCUCUUUCCGUAAGUAAUGCUCCAAUUGAACUCUUAAGGAAACAAUAUAAUGGCUUUUGUUAAAAUUGAUCUCUGCACAGGAACGUCCUGGAAAUUAACCUUCUCACAAUAUCUAUCAUUUCUUGAACUCCCUUAUGUUUUGUUUAGGCGCAACUAAUUUCCUCUCUUUUAAGGUUGUAGGAAUAAACAAUUUUUACUUUUCAUCUCUGCACUGAUUGUACAACCAGGAAAUUUCCUCGAAAAGCACGUAGCUCGUAAAUCUAUGGAAGUAGGCGGUAACUUGGGUACGCCCUUUAUUCUUGAUCUUUUCUGUUUAAAAAUCCUAUUUCCUGAAUAUAUGUCGUGCUCCCGCAAUAAAUAAUGUAUUCGGUGGACCAGCAAAUCCUCUUGGUUGCGCAAUUCUUUUUAGAUUUUGCGGAUUUGUUUGAAUUUCGGGCAAUUUUCAGGUUCCAAAUGAUACAAAUCACUUUUAAUGCUUUGUAAAAGCUAAAAAAAAGGCUUAAAAAUGUUUGUGCCAGACAAGGACUCAAAAACAAUAUAUGGACAAGUGAAAGCCGAUAAAGAAGCGAAACGCGUCGCUUUUGAAGUAUUCAGAUUUUGCCUGGGUUUGAAGUCUGAAAUAUCUAGCAAACGCACUAAAGCAAUUUUAUCAUGUUCGAGCAAUUUAAACAUAAGGCUAUGAUGCAGUCGAAAAUUUUUAGUAUACUCUCGCCUCCUUUGAGCUUGUUGAGAAACCUACGAUUGGCCACUUGUCUAACGAAAAGCUGUUGAAAAGAUGUUUAUUCACAAAAUAAUUUAUUUAUGUCUCCAACAUAAACUAGAAGAGAAAUUUUGAAAAAUGAGAAAAACCCCGGGACCGAAUGAAAUAAAAUUGCCUCUCGAAACGCAUGUUCAGCUUGUUUGAAACAGAGGAGACAAUGUGUGGUCUUUCAUAAUUUGAAUUUAGAUGGAAUAUUAGAAUUUCAUAUCACUGUAACAGGCUGCAGGGGAUAUUUAUCAAUUGGUUCGUAGGUGCUUCAUCGAUAUAUCAAGCACGCGGGAGUUUGAUGAGCACGAAAGUAGCGUAGGAGUUGCUCAAGGCGCAGCCAAGAGCAACUCUAGCCUCUUGAAACUAUCCAAGUGCUUUAUUUCUCGAUGUGCAUUUCAUUUUGUCAGCUGUGCAUUUCUCAAGAUAUGAAUCACUUGGAAAGUUUAAAGAGCGCUUAAGAAGCUAGUGUUGCUCUCGGCUGCGCCUCGAGCAUCUCCCACGCAUCUUAUGCGAUCCCCAAACUUUCCACGUGCUGCAUAUCUCAUUGAACGCACGCCGACUAAUGAAACAAGGAAAUUUCCAAUCCUACAUAACUUUUAUAUAACUUUCUCUCUGAUUGCCCGAAAAUCUAUCGUUUAUUGUGCCGCUAAAGCACUAAAACUCUUCGGCCUUGAGUCAUGUUUUGAUGUCAUAUCUCAUGCGGAGGCAACUCUAAUAGAUUAACUCUCAGUUAAAGAUAAGAGGUACCCCACAGCUGAGCUGAGAAAAAAAACAUGAAUUUGGCCUCCCUUUUUCAACUUUAAAGUCCUCUAAAUCAUUGAAAAUCCAUGGACAUCAAAUAUCGGAACGGAAAUUGUCGUGCUAUUUGCAACCUCUGCGUCAAUGUGUCAAGCUCGAUGGUGCAGAAAGUCAAACCCAGUUCUAACGCGGUCCAACCCUCUUUCCCCUUUUUUUAAUGAAUUUUUAUAACAUGCUUUGAAAAGAAAGCUGUUGUUAAGAGUUACAAUAAGUUUUCGACAUUUUGGUCAAAGUACUAUCCAUCCAAACUGAAAAUGACCAUUACCUGUAGUUCAGAAAUUCGAUCCGAUGAUGAUAGGGAAAGCCUGAUAAUUGACAGCCUUCAACUCAGCGAGAAAGAGGAAAAGUGCUCCUCUGGAGAUGAUUCACCUGCGCUUCUUCACUACAUAGCUCUCUGCGCCAGCAACGGUGUUUGCGGCUUUAUGGCGUUUGUAACAUACUCUUUGUUUUCACCAUUCUUUCCUCAAGAGGUUAGCACUUAUAUUUAUUGAUUAAUGAUAUAUCACAACAAAUGAAGCCUACAUUGGAAAAUAAAUGUAGUUCCUAGUAAAUAAGUGACUAGUUGUCCUCAUAUAAUGAUUUCAAACUCCAAAUCAACAAAGAGGGUUACGGAUGCUCCUUUUUAGAAUAUUGAAUCAUUUACCCAUAAUUUAUCAGAAGUGUAUAAAAGCAUAACAGUUUCAUUAGAGACCGCAGUGAAAAAGGUGAGGAUGUGGUAAUAUUUUUCAUUGAUAGUUUCGUAAUCAGGGUAUUUUGACUUCGACUUCAAUUUGAAUUUUAAUCUCCUGAUUGUAGCUAUUGGUAUUCUUAAAAGCAUGUAUAAUAAAGCCUUUUCUUCUUCUUCUUUUUUAAAUAUUUGUUUUUGUGAAUGAUGAUUUACACCAUUUGUAUGAUCCUUAAGGAAACAUUUCUUCUUCUAGGAAAAACUGCCCAUUUUAUGGGGAGGUUACAGACAAUAUGAUAGAAAUAACCAAAUACAUAUUCCUUUGCAAUAAAGAACUUUUUAGAAAAUUUCAAACACUUCCUUUGAAGUAAAUCUCUUCGUGUUAUGUCUGCACCCAGGAAAGCAUCAAGGUAAUAGCUUUUAACUAUGAUCUCAUAUUAUGCUAACAAUUCGUGGAAUUAUCGUUAUCAUCAUUUAUUUUUAGCAAUACAAAACAAAACAAAUUUCUGAAAGGAUUUUAAUUUAUAGAAGGCGAGGAGAUGUCAUUAAAACCUCGUGGAUUUUUUUUACCGUUAUUUUUUCCAGAUCUAACGGAAAAACUUUAAACCUUUCCUUUAUCUCUUCCUAUUAGAUCAAUGUCAACGUCCUCUAAAAAGUUUUAAAUCUGGCUUUCAGAUGAGUUGUAAAACGAUGGUUACAUUUUUUCUACUGUUACCAAUUCUAAUGGAAAAUGUCUGUGAUCAAGAUCAGAUUUGAUUCUCUAAUUAAAGGAAGGGCUCGUUAAACAACAGCCUUCAAUCCAACAGGAGAGUGCAGUACUCGAGCUCAGAUUGUAUCUCUUGAGUUAGUUGACUUUGGACUCUUCGAAGCAUAGUUAUUAUCAUCCCCAUCAGUAUUGUCUACUUUGUGGUGUUUUAGGCACGUUCUGUAAAUCAUUCACUAUUCUUUCCCAGUGAGGGUAGCACCUAGCACUUCCAAUCGCUCUGACGAAGGGAUAACGCUCGAAACGUCAGCUUUUUUACUCUUUACGGUGGCCAAUUUACGUUUUCAACUCAGUUGUUAACACUAAAUUACCUGCUGGCUCUUACAUUUUUUUAUGAAUAAUAAUAUUCUCCUGUCUAGGACGCCCACGUUUGCCAAUUUUUACACUUUAUUAAAUUUAACCAGUAUGUAAUGUGUUAACGAUUCUCAUUCCUAAAUGUCAUUUUUUUCCUUGAAAUUAAUCAAGAAUAUGCCGUGAGAAGAUUGUUAAGGUUUCGGAUGCUUUUUCCCUAUGGAUUGGAUAAUCUGCCUUAAAAAUUUCAUUUGUUGUAAUUAAAGUAGAGUGAGACGAGUAUACUUUCAAAAUGAGCCUUUUUUUUAAUAUUCGUCUGACUGAUGAUUCAUGCCCUAAAGUUACUAAGUUGUUCUUUUGUUUUGCCUGUUUUGUUAUUCAGCUUAUGAUUCAUAUCGAGAUUCCAAAUUGUUUCUAUGACUGACGAUAUCACCCACUAUUCGGUAGCAAGAGAAACAUGUGGUUCGGGAGAACAAAAGGAAAAACGCAAAUUUGCAGACUUUGAUGGGUCUCAUUGUUUAAGAAAUAUCGGGAACCGUUACUCAGAUAAAACUUACGUUCCAACAUUAUCUUACCUUUUUAUCGAUGUUAAUUUCACCAUAAAGAGUUUAAGGGGUGACCUUUCGAGAGUUAGCCCCUAGUCGAUCGCUCUGACGAAAGGCCAACGCUCGAAACGCCAACCUUUAAACUCUUUAUGGUGCCCAAUUUAUGUUUUCAACUCAGUUGAUAACACUAAAUUACCCUCUAAGGGUGGUAAAUAACUGUCCUCAUUUUGGUCAAAGGAUUAUCCAUUCCGGUCCAUAAUGACUACUAGUUCAGAGAUUCUACCCAAUGAUCGGAGGAAAGGCUUGAUAAGUAACAGCCUUCAAGUCAGUGGGAAAGAGGAAACCUCAAGCUCAGAGUGUUCCUCUGGAGGUUGUUUACCUGGGAUUUCUCACUGCGGAGCUAUCCUCCUUAUCAAUUGUUUUUUGAACUUUAUCAUGGAUUUUGCUACAGAAGCGGUGUUUUCACCAUUUUUUCCUCAAGAGGUAAGCAAAUUAAGUCGAUGUUUCAUGGACUUUCAUUGUCAUUUAUGCAAAGGUUUUAAAUUGUUUGGCUUAUAUUUCAAGUUAUGCUCGCAUAAAGUCCUUUAAGGUCUACAUCACUAAGGUAUACAAAGCUGAAUUAGUUCAUGUAUUUGACCUAGACAGACCGUGUUCGUGAAGUCUUAUUCGUAGUUGUUAUUGCCACUGACGACAGUUAAAUGCUAGAAAAAGGAUUUUAUCGUAAUAAAUGUUUGAAUUCAAUGCAAUGUAUUCUUUGAGUUCUUUUUCUUUCUAUCAAGCAUUUUAGUGGGGAGGUUGCUUUGCAUGAGACUCUGGUUCCCGUUUGCAUCUGACCUUCUUGUACUUUCUUGAGUUAUUUGAAAAAAAAAAUCUAUGUUAGCGUAUAGAGAGUGGUAUCUUGCUCGCACCAAUCAGAUCGCCGCAUUAGGGUAUGUAUCUUGCACCAAUCAGAGCGUCGUUUUUGUUCUUUGGUUUUAGAGGUGUUCAAAUUUCAACGAAGUAAUGAGAGAUUCAGAGAGAGCGGUUCGUAACAUGGAAUCAUCUUUAAGAAUGAGAAAUGUUGGCUUUUCUGUGUUUUUAACGUAUAUUUUACCGCACUUAAUGAGAAGUGCGAUACUACUGGACAGCUAAAAGAUAUCCGAUUACCUAUAGUAAACGUGUUACUCAUGCUGACAAAGUGGUGGAUAGUUUUGUCGAGAGAAAAUGGGGUCCUCUGCCCUGUAGCACGAUCAUGGUUACUGUUCCUUCACGACGAGAGUGAGUGGAAAAAUUUUGAAUCAAAUAUUGCUUGGGGUGUUGAUGAAUCGCACCAAACAUUUUGAUUUGAGCAGUUCUUUAACGGCAAGCUGUGUUGCAAGAUUCAUGAUUUGUUGAGUGUGCCGAUUAUAUUUUUCUGGAUUGGUUUACUCGGUGCUAUCUCUAGAUGAAUGUCUGAUUAAAAUGAACUAUGAACGAUUUUGUGUAUGUUUUCGAUGCCUAGAAAAAGUUAUCUUGUGAAGUCUUUUGUGUUUGGCCAAGGACGAAUUCAGAUACCAUCGUUAGCAUGUUUAUCUGAUUUUGUUAUCUAGAUGAAUGAUUUACGGAGGUCAGUUAAUAUGGUUUGAUCUACUAACGUCGAAAAUACAUCAAGUCGAAGGAACAGUUUUAGAGGGGCCUAUUAGAAACCACAAAACCUUAGAAAAAAUCAUCCAAAACCGAAAAACCGAAAAAAAUUUCGAUCAAAACCGAAAACUGCCUGCAAAACUGUCAAAACCGAUACAUUUUCACAUCCCAGUUAUUAAAGCCCUGAUUGGUCCGAUACAGUGAUGACAAGUCGAGCAUACAGAGUAAACUACACUCAUUUAAUUACAGGAUUUAUGUAUGCUAUGGACUUGGCAUUCGUAUCUUCUAGUAUCUGCUUAAGUUAACAGCUGCUCUCUCGAGGACCUCGAGCGUGGUCUCUGCAGCUGGUAAUGGAAAGUAGUUAAAUUAAGGAAAUUCGCACAAAAGUACUCUAUAGGAUUGCAAUUUUGCAGUCGCAAAACGCUAUAACUCUGGAAAGUUUCAUCAAAAAUCCUUAAUCCAACACUUCCAUUUGCGAACUAAGACCUGAAAGUUUGGAGAUUCUAUUUGAAUGUUGAAUCAAUCAGUCACGUGCACGUGUAGCCUGUAACUCGGUCAGCAACUUCAAGGUGGCGUUGAUAAAGAUACUCUGGCAAUGUUCCGUGCUUAGUCGUACCCUACGUGUAGCCGUACCCUCCCCUCCCCCCACCUUGAGGGAGGGAGAGGGGAGGGGGAGGGUACGGCUACUGGUUGGCUACCUAGGAAUCCCUACGAUAUUCCAAUUGGUUUGUCACGCAUUUCUCUCGAUAACUUUUGCGUUUAGCGGCUAUUCGAGAUCAGUGGAGGCGCGUAACUGCCGCUCAGAUCGAAGAGAAACUGGAACCCUAAUAGGUCAAAUAGGAAAAAUCGAAAACCGCAUCGGAUAUCAAAUCCGAAAACCCGCUGGUAUUUUUUGCGAAAACCGAAAACCAGAUGCUGAAAAACGGAAUAUCCACAAACCGCAAUGAACACCAAAACCGAAAAACCGAAGUUUUUUGGCACAAAAACCAAAAAACCGAUCUAAAAAAUAGCUGAAACCACAAAACUGAAAAUCCUAGUGCCCCCCUCGUUUUGGUCUCGGUCCGCAUUUUUGUCAACGGAAUAAACACAUACCGUUUAAAAAGAUGAUAAUAUGAACCACUUGCAAAGCUGUCAAUUGUUUCUCGAAUGCUGUGCGUGUUAAAUAUUCAGUAGUGACAUCUCAUUAACAUCUACAUCUACUUUUAUCACAUUGGUAAAAUCUGUACAGACAUCACACCAACCAACUCGCGCGCAAAGUGAGAAGACUAUAUGAAGGCUUGAAAUUAUAUUAAGAUCGAUUUUGAUCAAGAAAUGGGCCAGGAAUAUUCCACAAUAGUGCAAACAAUCGGGAAAGCUGAUCGCGGAAAAGCGAUUGCAUGACGCUCGGUAAGUUGUAAGAUGACAUGUUAUCACAUACCAGACGAAAAAACUCUUUAGAUUCUCAGUCUGCAUUUUGUACCCACUCUGCAGUCUGCAGUCUACAUUUUGUACCUAGUCUACAUUUUAUAUCCGGUCUGCAGUCUGCAGUGUGCAUUUUGUACCAACAGGUAUCCGUGGCACCAAUAUAGUUUAUUUUUGGUCACAGUUAUUCGCACAACACACACAAUUUACCACAAAAUACCUGUGUGUGAGUUAAUUCGACAUUUUUGUUCUUUUCCGCGUUAAUACUCUUCUUUCCUUUUAAAAAAUUGUUUACCGUUUACAUAUUUUGAUCCAGUCCUAAAUAAGAGCACAGAGUUCAAGUACUCUGACACGUAUCUUAUCCAAGAGGUUUUAUUACUCACCCCACCUACAAUGCGUUAUGAUGCAUUUUUGCGACUACAUUGUAAGAAAUUUGCGGCAAGUAUUCAACCUUUUAUCUGCAGUAACUAAUUUGCACUUGCAGCAGUUUCUUUUUUUACAUUGCAGCAGCAGUAGUUCAGCAACUGUUAUACGUACUCGCUGGAACUAUGUUAUUUUGUGGUUUUCUGCACUAACAAAUAGGGUUUCGAAAACACGUCACUUGAGCACGCUAUGAGUAAGUCUUCUGGAAGUUGAGGAGCGCUGUUAGUAACCCGCUGUCAAUAUUGAGAGAUGACCUUUACAACAACAAACUACCGAAAGUAGAGAUCUUCCACCGGGUUUAGUUUAGUUGUUUAGUGUCAGUUCACAGUACUUUUCCCUACAUUUAGGUUGAUAAAGCUAAAGUGCGUCAAUUUCGUUAAAGAAAAAUUAACUCCGACCAUAGCCUUAUAGUAAUAUGGUAGGAUAUAUUUACAUACUGCACCUCCCAGGCUUGAGCCGAUGAAAAGUCUGUUGAAAAAAAUAUAUUCAAAAGAUUCAAAACACAACAAAAAAAAGACAAACAAGAAGUAAAAAAGGAGAUUUAAUUGACACUUAGAUGUGUCAUUUUUUUUCUAAGCGUCUGUAAAUACCAGCGAGAAAAGGGAUACGUCUGCGUUAUUGACCAUGGGUGAGGUCAAGAUGGCUAGAUAUUGGCCGAGUUUUUUGUUUGUUUGUUUGGUUUUUUUUUUGCGUUUUAUCAACCGAGAUGAGGUCUAGGUCCAUAAAAGUGCGAAAAAAGAAUGAGUCAAACAUCCUGCCGUCUUGACUUCACUUUUGCAUGAUCAAUAGAGGAUUUAUUGUAUUAAAAGAGAUUUCGCUCAGAUAUGAAUCAAGAAAGACUUUUUUUUUCGAGAGCCAGGAAGGAAAACCAAUCGUGUUUGUAGCAGAAUUAACCCACCAGACUAGUUUAUGUAUUUGUUUUAUGUAUUUGUUUUGAAUCUCUUUUGCUCCUUUUGCAACUCGGCUCAACUAGUAGCAGUAGCAGAAGCAGAAGCAGAGACAGGAGCAGAAGCAGUAGCAGUAGCAGUAGCAGUAGCAGUAGCAGUAGCAGAAGCAGUAGCAGAAGCAGAAGCAGAAGCAGAAGCAGAAGCAGAAGCAGAAGCAGAAGCAGAAACAGAAACAGAGGCAGACGCAGUUGUAGUAGCAGUGGCAGUAGCAGAAAAAGAAGCAGUGGUAGCAAUAGCAGUAGCAGUUGCAGAAGCAGAAACAGUAGCAGUGGCAGAAGUAGUAGUAGUAAUAGCAGUAACAAUAGCAGUAGCAGUAGCAGUAGCAAUAGCAAUAGUAGUAGUAGAAGCAGUAGCAGAAGCAGUAGCAGAAGCAGUGGAAGCAGCAGAAGAAUAA
Molecule: messenger RNA, 12144 nt
Organism: Pocillopora meandrina
Lineage: Eukaryota; Metazoa; Cnidaria; Anthozoa; Scleractinia; Pocilloporidae
Source: the annotation of a GenBank genome assembly